GGGCCUCAGUCGGUGAUAGUGUUGGCAAGCGAAAGCACUUGCUUCGUGGUUCGCGGUCCUAGCUGCUGUUCCGUUCCAUGUCGUGCUGCGGACUUGUUCCCAAUAAGUGCCAUUAGAUUCUACGGUCGGACGACGGGGUUGUCGACCAAGUGAAGAAACUCAUACUGUGGUUCAAUUGCGACGCAAAUUGCGGAUUCCAACAUUACCUACGUGUCAAGUGAGGGUGACGGGACCUUGCCGUGAAUAAAUGGUAUAAUAAAUGGAUUAUUGGUGGUUCCGAAGGCGAAGCAUUUAUAGGAAGUAAUUGAGCAUAUUGUUCAGAAUAAUUCAACGAAUGUCCAAGUCAUCACUAUUGGGGGCCGAAUUUCUGUGAUGGAAUAUAGCGAUUCGCUGCGUUCGAUUCAGGACAUCGUUUGAUUGCCAUGUACAUCAAAUCGGGUCACCGAUUCCUCAGCGAGAAAGGCCAACUAGUGUUCCCUGGCCCGCCAACCCGUUCGGCUUUUUCGUUUUCGUACAUCAAUCCACCAACGACUACCGCCAGCACCACGACGGUUGCCCUUCCAGAUCCUCCGGAAAUUGACGAUGAUACAAACAUUACCGACAUGUGGCGAAGUAAAUCUACAUCCGGUUCGGAUAUGCUGUCCGACAAAAUACAGAUGUUCUACAUCUACAUUACGGUUACAAUAACUACGGUUUUCCUGCUCAUCGUGCUGGGAAUUUUCGGCUACAUGUGUUAUAAAAGGAAGGGCUUCCAAAGCAUUGAAAACCAGCAGGACAUUGAAACGACCAGGAGGCAAAGCAGUCGAAGGCGUAGCCAUUCCAAAAACUACUCCAAAGAUCGGGAAGCAGAGAACCAUCCCGGACAGACGCUUCUUCGUUGAGGGCGAUUAUUAUCUCCCGAAGCUAAUAUUUACCGUGGAGACAAAAUUUAAUAGUUUGUGCUACUUAUUGUACAGAACGGCAAACUAAUUUUAUAUUUCUAUUUUUAUUUUUAAGGACAUAAUAAAUCAUACAUUCGUUAGAUUGGACAGCCAUACCAGGAU
Messenger RNA from Ochlerotatus camptorhynchus, 1043 nucleotides. RefSeq lists its product as uncharacterized. NCBI's taxonomy places the organism in Eukaryota, Metazoa, Arthropoda, Insecta, Diptera, Culicidae. The record is from RefSeq and is a predicted model, not a curated record. Bases 423 to 881 code for a protein of 152 amino acids. The transcript has 4 exons.